Molecule: messenger RNA, 682 nt
Organism: Hyla sarda
Lineage: Eukaryota; Metazoa; Chordata; Amphibia; Anura; Hylidae
Product: 1-phosphatidylinositol 4,5-bisphosphate phosphodiesterase delta-4-like
Exons: 5
Coding region: 38-682 (214 amino acids)
Biological process (GO): intracellular signal transduction
Molecular function (GO): calcium ion binding
Source: RefSeq, a predicted model, not a curated record
CAGAUGACCGGAUCGCCGAGGGUGUAGCAGGUACAGGAUGACCUCUCCAUACAGCGCACGCCUCCAGCUGGAUGAGAACUUGCAGAUUAUGCAGAACGGCUCCGUCCUGAGGAAAGUGAAGUCCCGGAACUGGAAGAAACCACGAUACUUUAAACUGCAGGAGGAUUGUAUGACUGUGUGGUACAAGUCCAAGAAGACGGGCAACACCAAGUCCACAUUUUCCAUCAGUGACAUCGAGAUGGUGCGGGAGGGACAUCAGUCGGAGGUCCUGCAGAGCAUUGCGGAGGAAUUCCAGCCGGAGCUUUGUUUCACCAUUGUCUUCUAUGGACGCCGGUGGAACCUGGACCUUGUUGCCAGUACAGCAGAGGAGGCGCAGUGCUGGAUCCAAGGGCUGGAGAAACUCAUAGAGGCCGUGCGGAGUAUGGACCAGAAGGAACUCCUCGACCAAUGGAUCUGUGAUUGGUUCCAGAAAGCCGACAAGAACCGAGAUGGGAGGAUGAACUUCAAAGAGGUCCAAGAUCUGCUGAAGAUGAUGAACGUGGACAUGAAUGAAGCGCACGCAUACCGCCUCUUCCUGGAGGAAGUUGAACUAGUAGAAGAGACUGAAGAAACUACAAGGAAAAAUUCUCUUUUUGCUCCAAAUCACGAGAUGGAAAAACCCAACUCCACCUCAGAUUUAUGA